AUCUGGAACGAGGACAACCGUCGAGGCGUUGAUGGAGUUCGACCCGAUAACCAGUACUUCCGAUAUUUUCCACAGGUUGUACUUGUUGGCAACAAUCGUAUUGAACUGGAACAUAUCCCAAUGCAGAUCGAAGAGGAUGGAAAGUACAAGAUGAUGAUAGCCCUGCAAAAUCUUCAAGGCGUCUUCAUUCGUGGUACCUACAAUUAUCCAGCAAGAGGAGAUGCAAUAACCAUGAGCGAGAUAUCACUGGACGUAGCCGUACCCUCGUCUCCUGAUGUGUCUGGAUCAACUGCAAUUGGCGUUGAGCAGUGUUCCAACUGCCCUCAAGGCUUCACGGGUACAUCAUGCCAAAACCCUGCUGUGGGAUACUGCAGAAAGAAACAGCGUGACUACCUGAACUCUCCGGACGAUAUGGCGCUCAUUGGCUGGUCUGAGCCGUGUGCUUGCAACGGCCACUCAAUCACCUGCCAUCCAGAAACUUGCAUCUGCACGGAUUGCGAGCACAAUACUACUGGAGAUCAUUGUGAUUUGUGCAAAAGUGGCUACAUUGGCGAUGCGAGGGAGGGCGGAGCGAAAGCAUGCACCAAGUGUGCUUGCCCACUUGUGGAAAACUCUUUUAGUGACACUUGCGUCGCAGUGGAUUACGGAAGAGGGUAUGUGUGUAACGCGUGCAAGCCCGGCUACACUGGACAGUACUGCGAGAGCUGUGUGGUGGGCUAUUUCGGUGAACCAUCGAUGCCAGGCGGAUUCUGCCAGUCGUGUGACUGCCAUCCAGACGGCUCACUGAACGGCGCUUGCAAUCCACUCACUGGCCAAUGCGAAUGUCGUGUCGGAGUGACUGGAAGAGACUGCAGUCGUUGCCAGCAUCGUCACGCUUUCAUUGGAGGAGUUUGCACCUCUUGUGAUCAAGGCUGUUAUCUACCGCUGAUGACCAUGGUUGAUGAGUUAGAGAUGACGUUGGCCAAUCAGAACUUCACUACUCUGCGCCCAAUCCCAUGGAAACGACUUUCCCGAAUCGGAAAUAACACCGAAUUGAUGUUCGAGUUCAUGAGAGGACUGGACGAAGGCGACGGCGAAGUGGGCGGAAUCGUCAGGGACAGCAAAUAUGCCAAAGAAGCGUUUGCAGUUGUUGAAGGGGUGAGCAAUAUUUUCUAG
Molecule: messenger RNA, 1155 nt
Organism: Cooperia oncophora
Lineage: Eukaryota; Metazoa; Nematoda; Chromadorea; Rhabditida; Trichostrongylidae
Source: the annotation of a GenBank genome assembly